AUGGAAAAAAAUCAAAUCGUGACAUGGAAUCCAAGGUUGUUGAAAAUCUAUGAACUUGAUGUUGGAAUAAUUCUUCAGAGUUUUAUUUUUUCUAAUGGUGAUUGUUUGUCGAAUGAGGUUGGCAAAAGUAUUUAUUAUCCGUUUGUUGGAAAAAAAGAAAAAUGA
Molecule: messenger RNA, 165 nt
Organism: Pediculus humanus corporis (human body louse)
Lineage: Eukaryota; Metazoa; Arthropoda; Insecta; Psocodea; Pediculidae
Exons: 3
Coding region: 1-165 (54 amino acids)
Source: RefSeq, a predicted model, not a curated record